Molecule: messenger RNA, 799 nt
Organism: Python bivittatus (Burmese python)
Lineage: Eukaryota; Metazoa; Chordata; Lepidosauria; Squamata; Pythonidae
Source: RefSeq, a predicted model, not a curated record
UGAACCAAGACAACCCUUUUUUUCAUUUUGUAGUUGGAUGCUGACAACUAUGAGACUGACCCAGAAUUAGCAAAAAUUCGUAAGGAGAAGAACUACUCCUGGAUGGAUAUAAUAACGAUACAUAAAGACACGCUGCCAAAUUAUGAAGAGAAGAUAAAAAUAUUUUAUGAAGAGCACUUACACCUGGAUGAUGAGAUUCGCUACAUCCUGGAAGGAAAUGGAUAUUUUGAUGUUCGUGAUAAAGAUGACAAAUGGAUCCGGAUUGCCAUGGAAAAGGGCGACAUGAUCACACUUCCUGCUGGCAUCUAUCACCGAUUCACACUGGAUGAAUCUAAUUAUGUCAAGGCAAUGAGACUGUUUGCUGGAGAACCAGUGUGGACUGCUUAUAACAGACCGGCUGACCACUUUCCUGCUCGAGCACAGUACCAACAGUUUUUGUCACAAAUGGUUCAAUAAAGCAGUGGGACGACAUGAGGCAUGGAACAUCCUGCAACAUCUGUAGCAUUAAAAUGGCAAAGCGGCUUUGUUUAUAGCAUCUGUAGUAGAUAAAUCUUUGAUUUCCCCUCUCUCAAAUAUCAAUUUUUAAUAUCAAUUUUUGUCCCUGGAUGAAUGGAUUUUCACUUACAAUAGUGAUUUCUGUAGUUUUCAGAUCUCAAUUCAGAGGAUCAAUCCUUCCUUGCUUCUCCUACAAGCAAUACCUACCUGAUUCAUUCCUGAAUUAACCUAAAGCAUUAUUACGUUUGGUAGUUGCUGUAGUUUUAAUGUUUGUAGAGGUAAUAAAAUAACAUUCUAUUUUUCA